Halteromyces radiatus is the source of this 4281-nucleotide messenger RNA. RefSeq lists its product as uncharacterized. The record is from RefSeq and is a predicted model, not a curated record. Lineage: Eukaryota; Fungi; Mucoromycota; Mucoromycetes; Mucorales; Cunninghamellaceae. The coding region runs from base 79 to 4071 and encodes 1330 amino acids. The transcript has 18 exons.
GUGCCUUUCUCUCACUCUUUUUCCGUUUUCUCUCACUCAUUCCGAAACAAACAAAUACUUGUUUUUAGGUUAAAGGCAAUGGAUAAUGGUUUUACUACCUCCGUACUCAAGGAACGCAUUGCAAAAGAUCUCAAAAUAGAUGUCGCCUUUCCUUUCUUCUCUUUUGGCAAGAACAAAGGUACAACAGCCUGUUGUGUGGUUGAUACAGAAUGGAUAGAUACUAUACGUAAUACAUCUAUAACCCAAUCAACAAACGAUACCAACAUCAUCAAGGUGAAAACACCAGCAUAUGUGCGUCAUAUACCCACCGAUCCAAACCAACAAAAAAAGGCACCUACAGUCAACAUAUAUGUGGAUGUUCUUUCCAAAGAAGUCAUGUCAAUUAAAAAAUUAUCCCUCUAUCAUCAGUCACAUGCUUUGAACGAACAACAGAAUCAAGCAUCAAGUUGUCAAGAACAAUGGCCUCUUACAAGUUGUAUUCAUGCUUUAUUAGCAGGCAAAGACAAGGAUGAAAAAAUGCAAAAUUUGGUGGAUUCUUUUAGUAAUUUUGAUUCUAUAUUUGAUACAAGUGAUAUGACUUUGACACAACGAAACUCGGAAUUCAUACAACGUAUUCGAUGUAUGCUCUGGCCAAAAUGUCGAUUAUAUAAAGUGGUACCUGCAGAUCAACAUGAUGGGCUUCGUAAUGAUUUGGUAUUAAAACAGAUAGAAAACAAACUAUCAACAAUGACAACAAAUUCACCGAUAUUAUCAUCAAGCAACAAAGAUGAUAAUAAGUCGACCAAAAUAGAUCACGUUCUUCAAACUGAUACAUCCAAUUCCAAUUUGAUGGAUGUGUUUGCAAUUGUGGAAUCGGAUACGGCAUAUUAUUUUUUGGCUACUUAUCGUGGAACAACACUUCAAGAUCUCAUUACAUAUAAUCCAGGAGUACUUGAUUCAAAUCUCAAAAAAGGCUUUAUCAUCUAUCAAUUACUUCAAACUAUCUCCAGUUUACACAGUCGUGGGGUCUUACAUGGUAAUUUACGAGCUUCCAAUAUACUGGUGGAUGAAAAUCUUUGGAUACAAUUGGCAGGAAUACAAUAUGGAUCGCAUACAUUUGAAAAUGACACUGUAAUGAAGAACAAGACGGAAUCUCUUCGAUACCCUUUAUAUAAAGUCAAACAAGAUCCUCUAGUGAUGCAGUGGGUCCGUGGCGAAAUAUCAAAUUACUCUUACCUUAUGGUUCUCAAUAGUUUGGCAGGUCGACGGGAAGGUGAUCCAAAUUUUCAUCCUAUACUUCCAUGGAUUACUGAUUUUUCUGGUUCAAAGAUUGAAGAUGGCUGGCGAGACUUUACAAAAACGAAGUUCCGAAUCAACAAAGGCGAUGAACAAUUGGAUUUUACAUUUGAUGGUCCAGUGCCUCAUCAUAUCACAGAUAUUUUGUCAGAUAUCACUUAUUACGUUUAUCUUGCUAGAAGAACACCCAUUCCGGUACUAUGUCAAUUUGUUCGAUCCAAAUAUGAACCCAACGAAUAUCCAUCUUCUAUGCAACGUCUAUACCAGUGGACACCUGAUGAAUGUAUUCCAGAGUUUUAUACAGAUCCUAGUAUCUUCAAAUCUAUUCACGAAGAUAUGCCUGACCUUCAAAUUCCUAGUUGGUCUACUUCUCCCGAAGACUUUAUUCAACAGCACGCAAGAGCUCUUGAAUCUGAUCAUGUUUCUUCUAUGUUACAUCAUUGGAUCGAUCUUACAUUUGGAAACCAUUUGACUGGCAAAGAGGCCAUUGGAUCGAAAAAUGUAGCAUUACCUCUUCUGGCUGGCCAAAACAGUUUUAUGAAACACGGUAUUAUUCAAUUAUUUCAAGAAAAUCAUCCUCAGCGUGGAUGUAAUUGGAACCAUGCUAAAAGAGUUUAUGAAAAAAGUGUUUCCAAGAAAAUGAACGACAUGACAAACAGUACACUAUCUCCUCUUAUUACUGAGACUUCAUCAAGUGAACAGUCGGUCAGCACUCAACAUUUAUCUCAAAAGAACACAAAGUACCUAGGUAUUUAUUCUCAGCAACAACAGCAGCAGCAACAACAACAGCAACAACAACAACAACAAAUAGCGGUAUUACAGCAGCAGCAGCAGCAGCAGCAAUCACAACAAUCACAACAAGAGCAGCAAUCACAGCAACCGCAACCGGCUUCUCCGUUACCGAUAACAAAUAACAAGCUUGGUAUUUGCGAAAGUCCGUCAAGCUUUACUCUUAGUUCAAGGGAUAGAGCUUCCUCAGUACAUUCAACAACAUCAUCCAUCGAUACUUCCCUCUCGGUUGGCAGUAAAUCAUUAUCUUUUGAAAAUACUGGAAUGGGUGUUGGAGGAGGAUUGAAUGGAGUGAAUAUCUCAAACAACAACAUAUCGUCCGCAUUACGAACAGAACCAAUCCGAUUACCGAUUGAAAUGCCUGAUGAUUAUUUUAUGGAAAACUUGAUUCACUAUGAAGAUACAAUGAAAUUCUCUGUAAAUAACAAAGCGGCUUUGGAUCAAGUGGUGAAUAUUCCUGAAAAUCCAAUCUUAUCUGAUGACGAUCCUAUUAUGAAACGACGUUACAAUAUCGAUCCUAAUGACACUCUUCCUUUACCCACCAACAUUUACUCGAUGGAAACUGCUCAUGAUAUGCUCUGUGUCGGUCAGGUGAUGGAAAAGAUCUUGAUGGCUGGAAGUCAAAAUAGAGUCAAGGUUGAAUCAGACGGCGAUACCAGUAGUACUACUGGCACUGGUGGUCCUGGAACUUGCGUUUAUUUGGAAACCAAUCAUGGUGAAAUAUCUUAUGAUAUCUCUUCCUGUGGAACGACAAAUAUUUCUCCUGAAGUUACUGGUGUUAUCUCUGCCCUCCAAUCUGAAAAUUGGUAUGAACGUCCUACUGCCAAGUCAAUUCUAUAUGCCUCAUUUCCUUCUAUGACUGUACGCAAUCCUCAGUUCUCUUUUCCUUUGGUGGAUCAAAUUCCUGACAUGUAUGAAUAUCUGGCUGCAUUUUAUCAAGCUGAAUGGUCAAGACGACUUUAUUUGGCGGACAAAUGGAUUGAUCGAAUCUGUGAACUGGAAGAUGAAGCUUUCUUAUUGAUUCUCCCGACUUUUAUACAAUUAUUCACUCAUCCUGAAACUCGAAUUGGAUCUGUUGGUCUGUUUUCCAAACUAUCUCAUCGUUUGGGACAAGAAAACACUCGCAAGCAUUUACUGAAACCAAUCAUCUCCAUGUUUGAGAUUUUACGACCAGACAUCCCAAAGGUGUUAUUCGAAGCAAAAGUAAUCAAAGAAUUUAUCAAGCGGCUAGGUAUUCCUCUUUUCCUUCAGCAAAUGUUACCAUGUUACCUGGAAGCUCUAGCAAUGAAUGGUGGUACCAAUUCUGUAAAUAUAUCAAUGGACAAUACCACAACAGAAAACUCACCAACAACUUCAAGUGCAAUCAAUGGUAAUCACACUGAUUCAUCUUCAAAUCAUGCGAUAACAACCCCUCCUAUCAAUCCGGUGCCUGAACUUGCUGGUGAUUCGCUGGUACAGAUUUGCAAACUAUUAGGACCUAUUCUUACAUCCAAACACAUUGUACGUCAGCUAGUCAAGAUCCUCUUUCGUGAUGACUCCAUCAAACCGGUGCUUCUGAACUCGGUGGUCGUUAUAGCUGGUACUUUGUUCGGAGAAACAUUUACCUCAGUUCAAUAUACCCAUCUGAUUACUUUGAUUUCUGUACCUACUGAUGACAAGAUGAUCAAUGAAAGAAAUGCAAGAAUGAAUUAUGUGGUUUUAGUUCUCUUGGGAAAAUUAUUACCAUUCAUGUCUAACCAAGCAAUCACUACUGAAUUGAAAUCUGGGCUGAUGGAAACUCUUUACAAGUUAUUGGAACCUAUCUUACCAGUUGUUACCCCAUCAUCAGCCACUGCUUUCCAUGAUCGAGAACAACAACGAUAUCCAGCCUCCUCGGCUACGUUACAGCUAACAGUCAGUAUGCGCACCAUUGAAUAUAUACUACAAUUGACUGCACAUCUUCCUCUAACUGAUUGGGAAUCAACGGUAGAAAAGACAAAAAAAAAAAAAAUGAUAAUGAAUAAAUGAUGGCACUCGUAUUAACUGUUUUAUUAAACUUUUUUUUUAUCACUAUAUAGAUUAUUCCCACUCUUCGAAAAUACUUUUCAGGUUUUAUCUCCAAUGUUCCAACGGAUGAUUCCUCUGUACAAAAUGAAAUGCCCGUGUCAGAUCCUCGAAAAGGUUACCAGAUGAUGUAUGCUUAUUCAAGAUUAUGCGAAAUUGUGGGAAAAUCAACAA